Messenger RNA from Apodemus sylvaticus (European woodmouse), 1191 nucleotides. RefSeq names its product family with sequence similarity 241 member B (gene Fam241b). The record is from RefSeq and is a predicted model, not a curated record. NCBI's taxonomy places the organism in Eukaryota, Metazoa, Chordata, Mammalia, Rodentia, Muridae. Gene Ontology annotation, cellular component: intracellular membrane-bounded organelle. The transcript has 3 exons. Bases 231 to 593 code for a protein of 120 amino acids.
UAGCGCUUGCUCCUUUUGACAGUGCUUGGAACCGCACCCUAACCCUGUUUUUCUUUUUUUUAAAGUUAGCGUACAAAAUACCGCCUUCACGGCUUGCUUCUUUUUUGAGGCAGGGUUUCACUUAGCAGCAGCUGGCCUUCAACCCUUGACCUUCCAGCCUGUACCUCCUUGGCGCCCUGGUGGCUGAUUACAGGUCCACCCCGGAAGAAAGUCCCAGCUUCCCAGGGAGAAUGGUGAGGAUCUUGGCCAAUGGGGAGAUCGUUCAGGACGAUGACCCCCGAGUCAGGACUACCACUCAACAGAGAAGUAGCAGUCCCCGGCAGGGCUUUUUCAACAGAGGCCACGGCGUACCUCCCGGGGGUCCUGGACCCCGCCAGCAACAGGCAGGCGCCCGACUGGGGGCUGCCCAAUCUCCAUUCAGUGACCUGAACCGGCAGCUGGUGACCAUGGGCUUCCCACAGUGGCAUCUUGGGAACCACGUGGUGGAGCCUGUGACCUCCAUCCUCCUGCUCUUCCUACUCAUGAUGCUCGGGGUUCGUGGCCUCCUGCUAGUGGGCCUGGUCUACCUCGUGUCUCACCUGAGCCAGCGGUGACCUCUGGGGGGUGGGGGGCGGCUCGGCAGGGUGGGAGUGUUCAGUAGGAGAGACCAUGCCACAGGGGGAGGGAGCUUGGAAGGUGUGAUGGGUGUGAGACUGGGAGUGUAGAUUUUCCCUGCUGUAGGAGGCAGAGGGACUCUCUGGGCCAGCAUUGCUGAAAAAUAGAGUCCUGCGGUUUCCUGGAAUGUUUUUAGGGGGUAUAGGGCCUCCACUACAAAGCACAAAGCAGAGUAAGAAAGGCUUAGUAUGUUGUAUUCUCCCAGAACACAAGUCCUCCACCAGGCGCAAACCUGACUCUUAGAGCAGCGGGGAACUAACUGUCCAGAGUUUUAUAACAUUCCUUCAUUUUAACGGUGUCUUUUUUAUUGGCUGCUUUUAUUUAUGAGGAAGGAAGGACAUUGGCAUUCUGCUUAUUAUGAUAAAGUCUCACUGUGUAGCCUUGGCUGGUCUGGAACUCAUCAUGGAGACCAGGUUGGCCUUGAGCUCACAGAGAUACUCCUGCCUCUUCCUCCCAAGUGCUGGGACCAAAGGUGUGUGAUACCAUGCCCGGCUGUUGUACUAUUUUCAAUAAAUAAAUUGGAGUCCCUUUUAAGAA